CGGCGCCAGCCUGCUGUGCGCAUGCGCAGCCCAGCCUGCCCCCUGUCGCCGGCCUGCAAAGAACUGGUAGAGUGCCUCCUUUUUCACAGGGAACAUGCAGACGUAUUUCUUUUUUUCUAAUUUGGUAGUGGCCAACGUACAUAAUGAGAAUGUGCCACUGUUGAUUGAACUCAUCCCCUACAGUUGGAUACUGAAGUUAUUUCUAGUCUUUUACUGUUUACCACCAUGGUCUAACCUAGGAUCUGUGGCUACGUCACUUUGGACAUGUCCCUCCUCAAGAAUUAGAACUACAAAGAGAAUCUGAUGCGACCUCUCCAGAUUGUCCCGAGCCGACUGUUUUCCCAGCUAUACUGUGGCCUGAAGCCUCCAGCCCCCACACAAACCAAGAUUUGCUUGAUGAUGACUCGUCCAAGUUCAAGUAUGGCGGAUUUCCGCAAGAUUUUUGCAAAAGCAAAGCACAUAGUCGUCAUUUCAGGGGCCGGUGUUAGUGCCGAAAGCGGGGUUCCAACGUUCAGAGGAGCCGGAGGUUACUGGAGAAAAUGGCAGGCUCAGGACCUGGCCACCCCACAGGCCUUUGCCCACAACCCGUCCCGGGUGUGGGAGUUCUACCACUACCGGCGCGAGGUCAUGCAGAGCAAGGAGCCCAACGCCGGGCACCUCGCCAUCGCCGAGUGCGAGGCCCGGCUGAGCAGACAGGGCCGACGGGUCAUGGUCAUCACCCAGAACAUCGACGAGCUGCACCGCAAGGCUGGCACAAAGAACCUUCUGGAAAUCCACGGUAGCUUAUUUAAAACUCGAUGUACCUCUUGUGGAAUUGUGGCUGAGAAUUACAAGAGUCCAAUUUGUCCAGCGUUAUCAGGAAAAGGUGCUCCAGAACCUGAAACUCAAGAUGCCGGAAUCCCAGUUGAGAAACUCCCCCGGUGUGAAGAGGCUGGGUGCGGGGGCUUGCUGCGGCCUCAUGUCGUGUGGUUUGGAGAAAACCUGGAUCCUGCCAUUCUGGAGGAAGUUGACAGAGAGCUCACCCUCUGUGACUUAUGUCUAGUGGUGGGCACUUCUUCUGUGGUGUACCCGGCCGCCAUGUUUGCCCCCCAGGUGUCUGCCAGGGGAGUGCCCGUGGCUGAGUUUAACAUGGAGACCACCCCAGCCACGAACAGAUUCAGGUUUCACUUCCAGGGACCCUGUGGUACGACUCUUCCUGAAGCCCUUGCCCGUCAUGAAAAUGAAACUGUUUCCGAAGUGUCCUAGGAAGGAGAAAUUAUGUGUUUACCUUGUUUGGCUGCCUUACCUCAGAGAACACGGGAUAGCUGACCGCAGGAACUCAACACGAGGGAGCAAGAGGAAAGUACUGACAAGGGGAAAAAUCAGGAUGAAUAAGAAGAAUGAUGCAAAUAUAUGGACCCCAAGAAUAAACACAGCUGCCUAACA
Messenger RNA from Propithecus coquereli (Coquerel's sifaka), 1425 nucleotides. It is a transcript of the gene SIRT5, whose product is annotated as sirtuin 5. The coding region runs from base 304 to 1245 and encodes 313 amino acids. The record is from RefSeq and is a predicted model, not a curated record. The transcript has 12 exons. NCBI's taxonomy places the organism in Eukaryota, Metazoa, Chordata, Mammalia, Primates, Indriidae. Gene Ontology annotation, molecular function: protein-succinyllysine desuccinylase activity; protein-malonyllysine demalonylase activity; NAD+ binding.